AUGUCUGUUACGUUAUCCCCUAUGCACACACGGCCUCUGCGUUCAGCCCCCAACCGUCAGCCUGAGCGGUCUGCUAAGGCAACCUUCUGGAAUAUGCAGCAGAAACAAGGGACCCCAUUGCUCAGAGAUGGGGCGCAACUGGCUGAUGACCAUCUUCCAUCUAACCGCUUCCUCGGAAUCUUAUCUGCACCAUCGGAGCCUGGUUCCGGAGCCGUUUUAAACGAGGCACACUCUUCCCUGUACGACAUCGAGGCGAUUUUCAGCUACCCACAGUGGUGGAGGUAG
Messenger RNA from Parastagonospora nodorum SN15, 285 nucleotides. RefSeq lists its product as hypothetical. Bases 1 to 285 code for a protein of 94 amino acids. The record is from RefSeq and is a predicted model, not a curated record. Lineage: Eukaryota; Fungi; Ascomycota; Dothideomycetes; Pleosporales; Phaeosphaeriaceae. The transcript has 2 exons.